Molecule: messenger RNA, 2916 nt
Organism: Thecamonas trahens ATCC 50062
Lineage: Eukaryota; Apusomonadida; Apusomonadidae
Exons: 1
Biological process (GO): phosphorelay signal transduction system
Cellular component (GO): membrane
Molecular function (GO): phosphorelay sensor kinase activity
Source: RefSeq, a predicted model, not a curated record
CUCUCUCUGCGACAGCCAACCAUGCCCGCAACUAACAAGCAUGUGCCGUCCAAGGACCUAACGGUGACGUGGUCUUCUAUGUCAGGGGGGCUCUCGCUCAGCACUCCGACAGGUACCGCAGAGACCAUCCUAGUCUUUCUCGUUCUCACCUGGCUCUCGGCGUUGGUGGUGGUCACCCAGACCGAUGCCCUCAUCCACCUCUCCAAGGAUACGCUCGUCCCGCUCAACUGGAGCGACCAUGCUGAGACCCUUUCUACAUACCUCGCGCCGUACAAGUCGUUCUCGGUCACCCAGGCCUGCGCGACGACCAUGGUAGUCACCAUGUUCUUCGACACUCUCCGGCUUGUCUUUGCGGAGACCGACAACGAGACUCGGACGUGCACGUAUCUGGUGCUGAUCAACUUUGUGGCUCUCACCACGUAUGUCUCCAUGCUCAUGGAGUUUGAUCGGUCGUUCUGGCUCAACCCGGAGACCGGCGUUGUCACCAACGUCCGGCGUAUGCUCUCGUGGAUUGUCUCGACGCCGCUCAUUGUGACGCUCUCGUGCUCGCUGGCUUCGGCCGACCUCCGCACUCUCAUCCGCAUGAUCGCCAUCGACGUGGUCAUGGUCCUCACUGGCAUUAUGUGCUCGCUCGCCUCGCAUGCGUCGGCACUUUUCUGGAUCACCUCGGUCACGUCGUUCGCGGCCUUUGGCCUCAUUCUUCUCGAGUACAAUGCCCUCUUCCGCAGGGUCACCUCCAAGGUCACCGUCCGCGGCGAAGGCUCGGAGCGCGAUGUCCGCGCCAUCCAGACUGUUCUUAUCGUCACCAACUUGUUCUGGCUCGCUUUUCCCACCUCGUGGACCCUCGAGCACGCCGGGUACAUCUCCGGCCCCCUCUCUGAGAAGCUCCUGGCUGUGGCAGACAUUGGGGCCAAGUGCGUCCUCUCCGUCGUUCUCGCCCACACCAACCUCGCGUCUGUCUGGCGUCGCGAGGUGCUUAACGCCAUGCGCUCGCAGAUUGUCAAGUCGUCCGAGCGCGAAGUGCUCUCGGCGCUCACCCACGAGCUGCAGACGCCGCUCCACGGUAUUGUAGCCUCGGUUGAGCUGCUCAAGAACAUGAAGCUCGACGCAGAGCAAUCUCGAAUCUCGGCUGUCAUCGAAAAGUCGGGCAAGCUCCUCUCCAACACCCUCAAGGACAUGUUUGUCAAGGGCGGCGUCAUCGCCGACGAGAUUGCCCCGUCUGUUGUCUCGCGCCCGUUUAACAUUGCCGACUUGUUCGAGUCGGUCGUCGGUUUCUCGGCCUCGGCCUCGCUCGCCCGUGGCAUCGACAUCAUCUCGCUCAUCGAUGACGAGUGCAACGUCACCGCCACCGGCAACAACUAUGUGCUGGAGCAUCUGAGCAUGGCUCUCGUUACCUACCUCUCGAACCAGCCUGACACGACCAUGACCCUCAUCGAAGUCACGCUGGAAGACAACUUUGACGUCCCACCCGAGCUGCUCGCCGAGUCGCUGCCAGGCGCCGAGUGGUCCACCCUUGUCUGCUCCAUCUCGUCCACCGGCGCCGGCAUGCGCGAGUCCGACCUCACCGCCGCUAUCGAGUCGCUUUCCGACCCGCGAACCGACCUCGGCCGCUGCUAUGAGCUCACCCAGACCCUUUCCGGCGACCUCGGCAUCCGCUCGCAGUACGGCAUCGGAACUGCAGUCUUCUUCACCAUCCCCAUCCAGAUCGAGCGCGCUGUCGUCCGGCCACCGUCGAUCAUGGACGCCGCCGGAGACGUCGACAUCCUCAUCGUCCACCCAGUCGAGCUCAUGUGCAUUUCGCUCGCCCGCUGCUUUGACGCCCCGAGUGUCAACAUCACCUGGGCCACCUCGCCCGACGACCUCGCGGCCGCCAUCAACACUGCCUUUCGCAAGUCGGCCCGCGACACGGCGUUCAAGUUUGCCCUCAUCGACGAGUCGGUCAUGCAGUCGGCGCCCACCAUCCGCCGACUCACCCAGGAUAUGCACAUCCCGAUCGUGGCGCUGGUCAACCCGUUCUCGCCCACCACCGCCAAGCGCCCGCGCGGCAUCAAGGCUCGCAUCCGCAAGCCGGUUACUCUUCUCGGCCUCCGAAACGUCUUUGCUAACCUCACCGAGCGCUUCGACCUCGGUGCCGCCGCGGGCCGCUCGUCCAAGAAGGCCAGCGCCAAGGCCAAAGCCAAGGCCAGCGCUGACGACAAGGGCGGGGACGCCGACUCGGACUCGGACGAGUACAUGGGCUCGGCCACUAGUCGCAUUUCGUACCGCCCUGUCAAGUCCAGGUCGACCAGUCUUGUGACCAGCGACGACUCGGACGGCGCCUCGACUCUCGGCUCGCUUGACCUCACCGUCGACACGCUCGACUCGUCAAUCACCGGCGGUGGUGGCGCCGGCGGCGGCUGGUCCAAGGUCCUCUCCGACCGCCUCUUCCAGUCCAUCCUUGUGGCCGACGACUCGCUCAUCAACAUCAUGAUUGCUCAAUCAAUGCUUGAGCAGGGCGGUUUCAGCAACAUCGAUACUGCCGUCAACGGCGAGGAGGCUGUCGAGCUCUACGAGCAGUCAGUUCGCUACGACUACCCCAUCUCGUUUGUGCUUAUGGACUGCAACAUGCCGGUCAUGGAUGGCUACACCGCCGUCCGCUCUAUUCGCGCUCUGGAGAAGGAGGCGGGCUCGCGCCGCACCCCGGUCAUCGCCUUUACCGCAAACGUCUCGGAGGAGAACCGCCGCCUCUGCGCCGAGGCCGACAUGGACCUCUUCCUCACCAAGCCCUUUGAGAUCGAUGACCUUCGCAUCCUUGCCGUCUGUCUCCUCGCCGACGUCUCGUCCCCGCCCGACGACGCCACCCGCGCUCGCUUCCAGCAGCUGCUCCUCCACCCCGACGGUCUGGAGCGGUUGCAGCUCUCGUGGUUCUCCUCAUAA